GUUUGUUAACUGACUGGCCGAAGUUUGCCUCCCUCGGGCUUGCUGGAGAGGAGUGGCAGUUUCUGAGUCCGAAAGCGCAGUGAGCCACAGACCGAUACGGAUUUGUAGAAUCCGGGCCCUUGAUAAUUGGAAAAAUGGCGAUGACAUUUUUGGAAGACUGGUGCCGCGGAAUGGAUGUGAACUCCCAGAGAGCCCUGCUGGUUUGGGGGAUCCCUGUGAACUGUGAUGAGGCUGAAAUCGAAGAGACCCUCCAGGCUGCGAUGCCCCAGGUUCCCUAUCGAGUGCUUGGGAGAAUGUUCUGGAGGGAAGAAAAUGCAAAAGCAGCCUUGUUAGAGCUCACUGGGGCCGUCGAUUAUGCCGACAUCCCCAGGGAGAUGCCGGGUAAAGGGGGACUCUGGAAAGUGGUCUUUAAGCCGCCGACUUCUGAUGCAGAGUUUUUGGAAAGGUUGCACCUCUUCCUAGCGAGGGAGGGGUGGACCGUGCAAGAUGUUGCCCGUGUCCUUGGGUUUCAGAACCCCGCUCCGAUCCCGGGCCCAGAAAUGCCAGCAGAGAUGCUAAACUAUAUUUUGGAUAAUGUUAUUCAGCCUCUUGUCGAGUCCAUAUGGUACAAGAAGCUGACACUGUUCUCGGGGAGGGACAUCCCCGGGCCUGGAGAGGAGACCUUUGAGCCCUGGCUGGAGCACACUAAUGAGGUUAUAGAAGAGUGGCAGGUGUCUGAUGUAGAAAAGAGGCGGCGGCUGAUGGAGAGUCUUAGGGGCCCUGCGGCUGAUGUCAUCCGCAUCCUCAAGAUUAACAACCCUGCCAUAACCACCGCCGAGUGCCUGAAGGCGCUGGAGCAGGUGUUUGGGAGCCUGGAGAGCUCCAGGGAUGCACAGGUCAGAUUUCUGAACACCUACCAGAACCCGGGAGAAAAGUUGUCAGCGUAUGUCAUUCGUCUGGAGCCUCUGCUACAGAAGAUGGUGGAGAAGGGGGCCAUAGAUAAAGAUAAUGUGAACCAGGCCCGCCUGGAGCAGGUCAUUGCUGGGGCCAACCACAGUGGGGCCAUCCGGAGGCAGCUGUGGCUGACUGGGGCUGCAGAAGGGCCAGCUCCUAACCUCUUCCAGCUGCUGGUGCAGAUCCGUGAAGAGGAGACCAAGGAGGAGGAAGAGGAGGCUGAGGCCGCCCUCCUGCAGUUAGGCCUGGAGGGGCACCUCUGAGUCUCAGAGAGGGCCCCUGCGGGCAGUCCUCCAUCACAGCUGCUGCUUUGUCUCUUGUUUCACAUUGAUAGGAGUUUCUUAGUAGUUGAAGACUUAGUGGUGUUGGGGGAGGAGAGGGUUCAGUUCUUCAUGUGACAUUUGGAAUAUCUUUCCAGUGAGCACCUUGAGCUGCUACAAGUGAGUCAUGCUAGCCGCAGUGCCAGGUAGAGGCUCGGCCACAGUGCCCAGUGCAAGCUGUUGUGGUGGCAUUACCAGUUGUGCCAAGCGUGAAUUUGAGACACUUGCCACAUGAACUUGCAUGUUCAGAUGUUUAGAGCAAGGCCUGGCUAACUCAAGAAGUGUUGAGUAAAAGUGUGAGCUGUUCUGUUACUAAUAUGGUGAAUUUGUGUGUGUGUGUGUGUUUACUGUAAAUUUUUCCUGGAAAGAAAUGUUAAUUUAUUAUAUAUUAGUUACCCAACUUCACAGUACAAAUACCUUAUUUCCGUUUAAUGGAAAAGUAUUCUGAGACUACAAAAUGAGGUGUUAGAAAAAUACAGCAUUUAUAGAGCUGUGUAAAUCAUAGUUUUUCAUUCUAUAAGAUACAGUUUAAUUGCAUGGGGAGAUUAGUGUGAACCAGUUAUGUGUCCAUUCCCCCAUUUCAAAUCUUUGUCAUUGUUCUUGUUUAUGCUGCCAAUUCUGUAACUGUUCUAAACAAAGAUAAAUAGUUAACUAAUAAAAAUAUUUUGAAAGUUGUAUAGUUUGACUUUCUGACAUAAAAAUUUCUCUAUAGUUAAACUCAUUAUCCUCUUCUCUUAGGAUGACUUAAUGUUAUUUUUAAAAAUCUUAUCUAGAUUAUUUUAUAUCUAAGGCUUUAUAGCAUACUGUGCAAACUUAAAUUGCAAUAUCUUUUAAUGUAUUCAAUUUUUGCAUGUUGUUUACAGGCAAAUGUUAGAAGACUAAAUAAAGGUAAAUAUGUCCUGAAAAUCCUGGUGUCAGUUUAG
Molecule: messenger RNA, 2176 nt
Organism: Condylura cristata (star-nosed mole)
Lineage: Eukaryota; Metazoa; Chordata; Mammalia; Eulipotyphla; Talpidae
Gene: PNMA1
Product: paraneoplastic Ma antigen 1
Exons: 1
Coding region: 135-1196 (353 amino acids)
Source: RefSeq, a predicted model, not a curated record